AGGCUUUAUAACCACUUCGUAGCGGCUGGUCGGCUUCUGUCUCCGGGAGGGCUGCCGAGGCGGCGGCGGCGGCGGCGGCCGGGGCGCCGGCUGGGGGGCCGCUGAGGCGGGAGCUGCGGCGGCGCUGGGCGCCCCUGGCCCCUCAGCCUCUGCCGGCCAUGGGCUCCGAGAAGGACUCCGAGUCGCCGCGCUCCACCUCGCUCCAUGCGGCCGCCCCCGACCCUAAGUGCCGCAGCGGCGGCCGGCGCCGGCGCCUCACCUUCCACAGCGUCUUCUCCGCCUCGGCCCGCGGUCGCCGCGCCCGGACCAAGCCUCAGGCCGAGCCGCCGCCCCCGGCCGCGCCGCCGCCUCCCGCCCCGGCCCCGGCUGAGGCCCAGGCCCCGCCGAUGGAGGCGCUGCCCGCCGAGCCCGCUGUCGAGGCUGAGGCGGAGGCCGCGGCUGCGGGGCCGGAGGAGGACGAGGCGGCCGAGGGCGGCGGCGCGGAGGAGGUGGAGUGUCCGCUGUGCCUGGUGCGCCUGCCGCCCGAGCGGGCCCCGCGCCUCCUCAGCUGCCCGCACCGCUCGUGCCGGGACUGCCUCCGCCACUACCUGCGCCUGGAGAUCAGCGAGAGCCGCGUGCCCAUCAGCUGCCCCGAGUGCAGCGAGCGUCUCAACCCACACGACAUCCGUCUGCUGCUGGCCGACCCGCCGCUCAUGCACAAGUACGAAGAGUUCAUGCUGCGCCGGUACCUGGCCUCGGACCCCGACUGCCGCUGGUGUCCGGCCCCUGACUGCGGUUAUGCUGUUAUUGCCUAUGGCUGUGCCAGCUGCCCAAAGCUAACCUGUGAGAGGGAAGGCUGCCAGACUGAGUUCUGCUACCACUGCAAGCAGAUAUGGCAUCCAAACCAGACCUGCGAUAUGGCCCGUCAGCAGAGGGCUCAGACUUUACGAGUUCGGACCAAGCACACUUCAGGUCUCAGCUAUGGGCAAGAAUCUGGACCAGCAGAUGACAUCAAGCCAUGCCCACGAUGUAGUGCUUACAUUAUCAAGAUGAAUGAUGGAAGCUGUAAUCACAUGACCUGUGCAGUGUGUGGCUGUGAAUUCUGCUGGCUUUGCAUGAAAGAGAUCUCCGACUUGCAUUACCUCAGUCCCUCUGGCUGUACAUUCUGGGGCAAGAAGCCAUGGAGCCGGAAGAAGAAGAUUCUUUGGCAGUUGGGCACAUUGAUCGGUGCUCCAGUGGGGAUCUCGCUCAUUGCUGGAAUUGCAAUUCCUGCCAUGGUCAUUGGCAUUCCUGUUUACGUUGGGAGGAAGAUUCACAGCAGAUAUGAGGGAAGGAAAACCUCCAAGCACAAGAGGAAUUUGGCCAUCACAGGAGGAGUGACUUUAUCAGUCAUUGCAUCCCCAGUGAUUGCUGCUGUUAGCGUUGGUAUUGGUGUCCCCAUUAUGCUGGCAUAUGUCUAUGGGGUUGUACCCAUUUCUCUCUGUCGUGGAGGAGGCUGUGGAGUUAGCACAGCCAAUGGAAAGGGGGUGAAAAUUGAGUUUGAUGAAGAUGAUGGUCCAAUCACAGUGGCAGAUGCCUGGCGGGCCCUCAAGAACCCCAGCAUAGGGGAGAGCAGCAUCGAAGGCCUGACUAGUGUGCUGAGCACCAGUGGGAGCCCUACAGAUGGACUCAGUGUUAUGCAAGGCCCUUACAGUGAAACAGCCAGCUUUGCUGCCCUUUCUGGGGGCACACUGAGUAGUGGCAUUCUCUCCAGCGGCAAGGGAAAGUACAGCAGGUUAGAAGUCCAAGCCGAUGUCCAAAAGGAAAUUUUCCCCAAAGACACAGCCAGUCUUGGUGCAAUUAGUGACAACGCAAGCACUCGCGCUAUGGCUGGUUCCAUAAUCAGUUCCUACAACCCACAGGACAGAGAGUGCAACAAUAUGGAAAUCCAAGUGGACAUUGAAGCCAAACCAAGUCACUAUCAGUUGGUGAGUGGGAGUAGCACAGAGGAUUCUCUGCAUGUCCAUGCACAGAUGGCAGAGAAUGAAGAAGAGGGUAAUGGCGGUGCUGAUGUUAGUGUUGGUGGCAGCGAAGAAGAUCCCCCUUGCAAACACCAAAGCUGUGAACAGAAAGACUGCCUGGCCAGCAAGGCUUGGGACAUCAGCCUGGCCCAGCCAGAAAGCAUCCGCAGUGACCUAGAGAGCUCUGACACACAGUCGGAUGAUGUGCCAGACAUCACUUCAGAUGAGUGCGGCUCCCCUCGUUCCCAUGCUGCAGCCUGUCCCUCCACCCCCAGAGCCCAUGGUGCACCGAGCCCAAGUGCCCACAGGAACCUCGCUGCUCCAGCAGAGGGCCAGACUGUCUUGAAGCCAGAAGAGGAUGAAGUGGAGUGAAGGCUGCUGCUCUGAGAAGCACACUUGUUGUAACUGCAUCUUUUGGAAUCUUUUUGGGGGGAGGGUUGGGGAUUUAUGUAUUUUGUUUCAAAGAUUCUCUGGUCAGGGUUCCCCCCAGGGAAGUUCUGAGAAAUUUGCAAUUUCUUACCAGAUAAAAAGUGAAAUUUUUGCCUCUAAUAUCCCUCCCCUUACCCCCUUGUUUUUAGUUUUAAUUUAUUGGUUAAACUGAUGUUGGCAAUCUGUGAGGUGUGUCAAAGAAUGUACAUAUGUAUGUGUGUAUAUUGUAUGUAUGCUAACAUAUUAUUGAUGACACAUUUUAAUAAAGAUUUCUGUGGUAAUUCA
This is a messenger RNA of Phodopus roborovskii (desert hamster), 2693 nucleotides long. RefSeq names its product ring finger protein 19B (gene Rnf19b). Gene Ontology annotation, cellular component: cytoplasm; ubiquitin ligase complex. Gene Ontology annotation, molecular function: zinc ion binding; ubiquitin protein ligase activity; ubiquitin conjugating enzyme binding. Gene Ontology annotation, biological process: positive regulation of proteasomal ubiquitin-dependent protein catabolic process; ubiquitin-dependent protein catabolic process; protein polyubiquitination. The record is from RefSeq and is a predicted model, not a curated record. Bases 159 to 2351 code for a protein of 730 amino acids. The transcript has 9 exons. Lineage: Eukaryota; Metazoa; Chordata; Mammalia; Rodentia; Cricetidae.